Molecule: messenger RNA, 1104 nt
Organism: Microstroma glucosiphilum
Lineage: Eukaryota; Fungi; Basidiomycota; Exobasidiomycetes; Microstromatales; Microstromataceae
Exons: 7
Coding region: 8-718 (236 amino acids)
Source: RefSeq, a predicted model, not a curated record
UCUCACCAUGGCACCACUGAUCGUACACCACCUCAACAAUUCGCGAUCCCAGCGCAUUCUGUGGCUUCUGGAGGAGCUCAAUGUCAACUACGAGAUCAAACACUACAAGCGCGGACCCGAUAGGCGAGCCCCAAAGUCUUUGCGAGAUGUUCACCCGCUUGGCAAGAGCCCCUUGAUUACUACAGAGGAAGGCAGGGUCAUCGCUGAGAGUGGCACCAUCUGUGAAUACAUCAUCAAACGAUAUGCACCUUCCCCAGAGGCCUAUCGUUCUUCGUUGAAGGAGGGAUGGAUUGACGACUCCUACUGGUCGCAAUUCGCUGAGGCUUCGUUCAUGCCGGCAGCAGUCAUGAAGCUGGUAUUCACCAUUGUUCCUACACAGUCGCCCUUCUUGGUCCGUCCGCUAGUCUCUGCUAUUUGCAAUGGUGUGAUCACUGGGUUCGUUGAUCCAGAGCUUGCUAAACUCUUGAGCUUCGCAUCGGGGGAAUUGAAGGCAAAGGGCGGUCAAUGGUUCGCAGGCGGGGACGCAGAAGGCAAUCCAACUCUCGCCGACUUUCAAAUGUUGUUCCCCGUCGAAGCAGCCGUGUACGGUGGCCGCAUGCCUGCCUCAUUCAGUUUCGAAGGGGAUGGACGAGUCGUCAAGGAAUGGAUCGAGAAGGUGCACGCGAGACCUGCAUACAAGCGAGCGCUCGAAAAAGGAGGACCCUACGAUUAUGCCUGAUAGGCGGGGAUGGUGAUGACCCUUGCGGGUCGAAGGGGUCGAGGAGAAGUCUCAGGCAGUGUAGGACGCUCAGCGCCUUCUUGGCCCGCUCUUCCUCUCCCAGUGUCGGCCAAGGAAGAGAUUCCGCCGGAAGCAAUUGAAGUGUACUUGGUGUGGAAAUGCAUUAUACAUAUGAGUCGGACAAUGUCGACUCGCUAUUCUCCUUUCUGCCCUUCCUUUUCCCUCCUUUCCUUCUCCUUGCCUUUUUCGAAUCUCCUUCUCUCCACCCACAUGCAGAACGGCAAGAAGACGAGGUUGACUCCUGACCAUGCAAAGAGCACACCAAAGUAUUGGCCUAGGAAGUGAUUGGGCAGAAUACCGUAGAGAAUGAUCUUGGUGGCCUGCAC